CGCUACCGUAUGCGUAGCGAACACGCUACCAUAUACGUACCGUAGUCGGACCCGAUACACCGUAUAAUACAGGUCGUCGACGCCCUAAUUUGGCAAAAGCUUUUCCGCGCAAUCGAUCGCAGAGUUUUCGCGCGAACAAGAAACCUCCAGCUCCCCGCUCCGCUCGAAUCGCCCCGCCGCCAUGGCGCAUUACCGGCGCCGCGGCUGCCUGCGCCGUGCCCUCACCAUCGCCGGCGGUGUGUCGGCCGGCCUCCUCCUGCUCGCCGGCGGCCAUACCUACGCCCACGGCCAGCUCUUCUCGCCGGGCUUGCUGCCCCUCGGCCUCGGCGCCGACCGCUCGCCGUCCUUCGCCCCGCCGCCCUUCGCUCUCUCGCCGCUGCCGCCCUACCUCCUCUCAGACUCGGAGGCCGACGCCUCGCCCCCGCAGCCGGAAGCCAACCUCCCGCGGCGCCUUCUGCCCCUCCACCGCACGCCGCCGCCCUUCGCUCUCUCGCCGCUGCGGCCCUACCUCGUCUCAGAUUCAGAGUCCGACGCUGAGCCCCCGCAGCCGGAAACCACCCUCCCGCGGCGCCUUCGGCCCCUCCAUCGCUCGCCGCCGCCCUCACCCUUCCUGGGCUUGGACUCGGAAGCCGAUCGCUCGCACGACGACGCGGACGCAGUCUUGCUCCCGGACUGGGAGGUUCUUGUCCUGACUGACGCUGAGCCUGGCGCCAAGGCGACGUGCGCCUUCCAGGGUGGAGCGUCGUCCCCGGCGAGCGCGCUCGGGAGGCUGCCGGGGUCGGGCCGCCACGCCUACAUCUGCCCAAUGCCUGAGCCUGCCCGGAGCCUCCAGCCGCUCCAAGCGCCCGUGCUGCUCCCCACCUCGGCUUCCUCUGCCGAUUGCCCUGGCCGCGCAUUGCUGAAUUGGACCGGCCGGAUCGCGUUCAGCUCUGCAACACUCGACAGUGGCGAUGUUCUUGUCUUUGCAAAGGGCGUCAACCAUGUUGCUGGCGGUGUCCAAUGCCUGUAUCGCUACUGCGGCGAGACCCAUGCCGUGGUGGCCUCCUUCCCGGCCAUCACGUCCGUACAGCAGGUUACCCGGUGCCCCGCUCCACCGAUCCAUCUGAACUCUAGGAACACAGAGUUCCGUGUCACCGUGGCAGCCACGGGCGAGGACCCAAUCCCGACACUCGUGACUUAUCGUCCCCGGCAGAGUGAAAGUGGCUCGCUGGUGGCACCGGAAAAGAACCUGAUUUGUGCAUGCACCAUGAUCCACAACGUCUCAAAGUUUCUUCGCGAAUGGGUGCUGUAUCAUGCCGCUAUCGGGGUGGACCACUUCAUCCUGUAUGACAAUGGAAGUAAGGAUGACUUGGCAGAUCAAGUCGCUCAGUUGAGGUCCGCUGGAAUCAAAAUCUCUACCGUGCCCUGGCCAUGGAUCAAAAUGCAGGAAGCCGGCUUCUCCCAUUGUGCUGCAACGCACCAGAGCUCUUGCAGGUGGAUGGCCUUUAUUGACGUCGACGAGUUCGUUUUUUCGCCCAACUGGGAACGAUCUGAGAAACCGUCAAAAUCGAUGCUUGAAGAGAUUGUUCAGGUUGAUCCAGAUGUCGGGCAGGUAUAUCUGUGGUGCUUUGAUUUUGGCCCCUCUGGCCAAACAUCACACCCACAGGAGGGUGUCAUCCAAGGAUACACAUGCCGUCUGAAGAGGUUUCUACGGCACAAAUCGCUGGUUCUGCUUGCUGCAGUGGACCAUUCUUUGGAGAAUGCAAUUCACCACUUCACACUGAAGGCUGGUUUCAAAAGUAUACGGAGCAUGCAGGCACGUGUGAACCAUUAUAAGUACCAGGCGUGGACCGAGUUCAAGCAUAAGUUCAAACGACGAGUGUCCGCCUACGUGGCUGACUGGAGAGAUCCAAUCAACCUUGAGUCCGCUGACCGGACCCCCGGCUUAGGUGUUGAUGGAGUCGAACCGGUUGAUUGGGCUCAAAGGUAUUGCGACAUCAAGGAUAACCUGCUUCAGAAAUUGAGCUCAAGAUGGUUCGGUAACGGAUUGGGAAGUCCGGGAUCUCAGGAUACUUAGGCUUGGCAGUAUCUGUAACCUGCGACUGUCUAGAAGGAUCCAGAGGCAUUAGAGAUGGAACUGUAAUCUAGUUUAAACCUGUCUCCUUGCCUCCCAAGAUCAAUCUAGAUACCAAUCUGUACAUCGCUUGCCACGUUCGGCACCUAUAAAUAAACAUCACGCGGCCUCCAAUGGAGCUGUAGCAUUUCAUCAACACCGCCACCACCAUCUCGGAGGAAUUCCUGUCCAGCGCUGACAAGGAUGGGAAGCAGCACUGACAAAUCCUUUCAUAAGGUUCACAGGAUGGCAGUUUAAGUUUGUUGAAGGUUUGGUAUCACUUCUGCUCCAGGUAGGACAUCUUUGAGCAGGACACCAUGCACAAAAGGUUUGGUACUAAUUGCUUGAAAAAAUCGUGCUUUUUGCAGCACCAUCCUGUUGAGCCAUGAGAUUUGAACCAAUGAAUUCAGAUAACAUCUACCAUGUUUAUGGAUCACUACAUGUUCCAUUGGAAGUGGAACAAUGUUUGCUACUUAAUUCUCAAAGAAAUCGUGCUUUCGCAUCACCAUCCUGUGGAACCACGAGGCCUGAUCCAAUUAUUUCAGAGAACAUGUACUAUGUUUAUGGAUCACUACAUGUUCUGGUGGAACAAGAUAUGCAAGGGUCGCAACUCUAAAAAAGACUUCUGUUGUUGGAGAAGGAAUUAAUCCAUCACAGUGCUCCCUAAGAGGGCACAACCUGCUGCUAUGGUUCCUGAAACGACAUCAUUCUCUGCAAUCCAGUACAUGGGGACCUGCUCAGGAUGUGCCAGGUAAGAUCAUUUCAAAGCAGAGGGUGGCAAAUUUGAUGCAGUGAUUGCUGUCAAAUGGGCCGAGGAACAAACCACGACUCGAGAUGAAUCACUUGCGUGAGAUUCCGAUUCGCCGAUCCAGUUCUAUGGCUCGACCUGAAGCCUCGAAGGCCGUUAGCAGGGAGAUGCCUGUUGAGUUGCUAAGCUUUCCCUCAUGAUGUGACAGUGUUUAGAGGCAAGAUUAGUUUCGCUUGCAGAACCAACAAUCUCCUUCAUCUGGGUGCUAGCUACAGUAUAUAAUGACCUAUAGUGUCCGAUGGCUAUAUUAUGGAGUAUAUCGGUUAUAGAUUAUGCAUGUCUGUGCAGUGAUGAACCAGAUGCCUCUUUGGAGGAACCUAGUUUAACCCCACAAGUGAAAAGGGAGGUUGUGUGUAGCAAUCAGAAUUUCUAUAUAUGCAUCCGUGAGAUAUGAGAAUUUUCGUUCCGUGA
Messenger RNA from Triticum urartu, 3311 nucleotides. The record is from RefSeq and is a predicted model, not a curated record. NCBI's taxonomy places the organism in Eukaryota, Viridiplantae, Streptophyta, Magnoliopsida, Poales, Poaceae.